Messenger RNA from Onychomys torridus (southern grasshopper mouse), 351 nucleotides. RefSeq names its product developmental pluripotency associated 5 (gene Dppa5). The transcript has 3 exons. NCBI's taxonomy places the organism in Eukaryota, Metazoa, Chordata, Mammalia, Rodentia, Cricetidae. Gene Ontology annotation, biological process: regulation of gene expression. The coding region runs from base 1 to 351 and encodes 116 amino acids. Gene Ontology annotation, cellular component: cytoplasm. The record is from RefSeq and is a predicted model, not a curated record. Gene Ontology annotation, molecular function: mRNA binding.
AUGGAAAGCUACCCGACCCGAACAGAUAUUCCGCCAUGGGUGAAAAUUCCCGAAGAUCUGCAAGAUCCAGAAGUAUUCCAAGUCCAGACUCUGCUGCUAAAUUCUCUGUUUGGCCCACAGGGAUCUCGAAUCCCUUACAUCGAGCAGGUGAGCCAGGCCAUGUUCGAGCUAAAGACUCUGGAAUCUUCCGAACUCACUGAGGUCCUAGUUUAUGGCUCUCACAACAACAAGCUUCGGGCCAAAUGGAUGCUUCAAUCCAUGGCUGAGAGGUGCCGCCUGCGCCAGGAGAGAGGAAUGCUCAAGCUGGAGGAAGCCAUGAAGACCCUGGAACUAGGCCAGUGUGGAGAGUGA